Messenger RNA from Silurus meridionalis, 3734 nucleotides. RefSeq names its product guanylate cyclase soluble subunit beta-2. Gene Ontology annotation, molecular function: peptide receptor activity; guanylate cyclase activity. The coding region runs from base 618 to 2744 and encodes 708 amino acids. NCBI's taxonomy places the organism in Eukaryota, Metazoa, Chordata, Actinopteri, Siluriformes, Siluridae. Gene Ontology annotation, biological process: cGMP biosynthetic process; receptor guanylyl cyclase signaling pathway; intracellular signal transduction. The transcript has 8 exons. The record is from RefSeq and is a predicted model, not a curated record.
UCGUGUUGCCAAAAAAUGACUUAAUCCUCCAAAGCAUGUAAGAUAGAAUAACUUGCAAAGCAUAAACGAAUGGAAAACUGAAGAAUGAAGAAGAAGAAAAAGAAGAAGAAGAAAAUGAAGAGGAACAUGAAGAGGUAUAAACUGGAAAACAUAAACUAAUUCAAAAUUAAGACUGUCAUUGAAACUGAAGCUGUAUACCAAUCCCAUCCCAUCGGCAUUGGCAAUUUGUUUUUUUUGGCAAAUAUUUCCAAAAAAAAAAGAAAAAUCUUGAUGGUUAAAAGAAAUUAUAAAUUGAGCUUUAAGUAGUAGAUCCACCGGUUUAAACCAGAACCGGUGGAUCAACAAGAAGUGAAUCCACCAAUCGCACCGCAGCAUCGGGCAAUUAUUAGCCCGCGUCACCGAUUGAACGAGUGCCGUUAAUAACUCCGGCAAAAGGAGAGGAAGAUGCACGAAUGGAUGAUAUAUUCAAGAAAAGAUGACACAUUUAUAAAAAAUAAUAAUUGUUUAAAACAAUAAUAAUAAUAUUGUUAAUAACAUCAAAGCCGCCUUUUGAAAGAUAAAAGAAGAACCGGAACUUUUUCCGCAUCCCAGCCCGUGUACCGCAGGAGAAGUGUCUCAUGUCACCCCUGGAGUCCAUGAAGAAGGAGUGUUUGGCAUCCAGCACCUUGUCCUCGACGUCAUUAAAAGGCACUUUAACCAAAAUCCACAGCAGGAAACACGAAGCUCGACAGAAGCUCUUGGCACACAGCGCAGAGGAACCGGAGGAGGACUGUAACACUUGCAGUUGCAGUUGCAGCAGUUGCAGUCGCACGGUUCGCAGGAUCCUGAUUGCAUGCAUCAUCUCUUUCCUAGCUCUCUCUUGCUCCGUGGCUAUGGAUUUCAGUUCCUUCUUGGACCACUGGCAGAAGACAGAGAACUGCCUUACUGAACUGAGCUCCUGCAGGAUUCAAGCUACACUCCAAAUCAUUAAUGACCUCCAAAUGAUGAGAAACUCGUCGAGAGAGAGCAAACACAAGAAUCGAGAAAACUUCUCGUCACCUGAACUUCCGGAAAUGUUAACCAUCUGGCACACUUGUACAGCUGUGGAAAUGGACGGCUUGGGGAAGCCUUGUGGCACAGAGCUUGCUGAGUUUUGUGAGCGGCUGCAUUCAGGCUUUUUCAAGUUUGUUAGUGUGUGGGAAAAUGAUCCAGCAUGCAGCAAUGGGACCUGGAUUUUCACCUCUGCAAUUGAAAAGAUAUUAAACUUAUCUGGCAUAGAAGAAGCGGAUAUUGGUCUUCUAAGGCACAGUGCAGACUGGACCGGCAUGAUCACACUGAGAUUUUUAGUCACAUUUCAAGAGCUGAACCAUCAGUGGAUCUUAAAUGAAGGAGGACCAGAUAUCCAGUAUAAAUGGUUGCAAACUAUAACCACAUUAAUAGUCCUCCAAGAUAUAUCUGAGCAUUUCCAGAUCUGCUGGAUGGAGAAUGUUGACCAGGAACUAAAUUUGAAAGACUUUUCACUUUCUCACCCAGGUUCCUCUUUGGAAGGAGCACACAUUUUCCUUCUCGCCUUGAGGAACAUCCAGAACUGCUUUCUUACAAGGACCAUGUCAGACCUAAAGCUGAAAUCCAGAGAUGUCUCAUCCAGCAUGAGCCUGAAGAUCAGCCUGCUCACCAUUGCAUGCCUCAUCUACCCCAUUGUGCUGCUCUCUUUUAAGCAGAUGACUGGCUGGAUCCAGGACUACGCACAGACUUUGAAAGAGAAGACCGAAGAUUUAAAAAAACAGAGGCAGCUUGCUGAGAAUCUGCUUCAUCAGAUGCUGCCUAAGUCUGUGGCUAAGCAGCUUAGCAAAAAUAGACACGUGGAGGCUGAGAGCUAUGAGAGUGUCACCAUUUUCUUCUCAGACAUUGUGGGCUUCACCGCUAUAUCAGCCUCGUGCACACCUCUGCAAGUCGUUGAGAUGCUCAACAAUCUGUACAUGUGCUUUGAUACACGCAUCGACUCUUACGAUGUCUACAAGGUGGAGACUAUUGGCGAUGCCUACAUGGUAGUGAGCGGGCUUCCUGAGAGAAAUGGGGAGAAACAUGCUGAUGAGAUCGCCAAGAUGUCUCUAGACCUGGUUGCCGCUGUGAGGCAGGUUCUCAUUCCUCACAUGCCCAACAAACGUCUUCAGCUUAGAGCAGGGAUACACACAGGACCAUGUGUAGCUGGAAUCGUAGGUUACAAGAUGCCAAGGUACUGCCUUUUUGGAGACACAGUAAACACAGCAUCCAGAAUGGAAUCCACCAGUCUGCCUCAGAAAAUCCACGCCAGCUCUGCAACUUACCUGGCUCUGAUGAAAGACAACGCAUAUGAGCUUCAGUUACGAGGAGAGAUCGAGGUGAAGGGGAAAGGAAAAAUGAAUACCUACUGGUUGAUUGGCCACAAAAACUACAGUGUCCAGAAUGACAGUCUGGUGUGCCACUGGAACCCAAAUCUCUCUAGAAAGAAGAAGACCCCUGUAGGGAGUAAUGUCUCAGUGGCAAAUUCUGUUAUCACAGUGCAGAGUGUAAGUGAAAGAACCACACCAGUUUCCCAGCCUGAGGCUCUUUACAUUCCAGAGACAUCAGAGGUCACGAUGUGUGUGUCAGCUCAGGUGGAGAACACUGUGGCUGGCUCUGGUACGCUCGGCUCUAUGAUGGGUGAUCCUCAGGAUGAGGAGAACACCAACAACAAACAAAUGCACAGAGAAACCUCAUUACCAGGCCUCGUACCACACUGCUAGACACAACUGAGAGUUACAUUUUCUUUUUUUUUUUUUUUAGAUAAACAAGAUUCAGAAAAUCUUUUACUUAGAUAUGCUAACAUUUAUUUAUGUUCUUUACAAUUUGAAAAAAAGAUAACAUUAUCUUGGACGGAUUUCUAAAAGUUUGGCUGCAUGAAGGAUUAUUUCAUAUAUAAUGAGAUAUUUCAAUGCAAAAAACUAAACAAUUUUUCCUUUUCACUCCAGCUAACAAGAGCUAUAAAUAUCUCAUACCAAAUAUUAAAUUGAGUGAUUAUUAUGGUUUCCUUCUGUCUGUAGCAGAAUCAUUGUUGGAGUUUCAAAUGUGAUCUCAUGACAAUCUUCCGGAUCUGGUAAAUAUCAAUGAAGAAAAAUUGUGUACAAAAAUUCUGCAAGCAGCAUGUCUUUGUAUUCCUUAAAUGUGGCCCUGUUGGGUUUAAAAUCUAUGGAGCUGAAUGUAAGUGCACAAAGCGGACAAAUCCUAACAGGCAAAUGACAAAUGAAAAUAGACAGAAAAUAAAGAUGUCAACAAAUAUUUUUAUAUGACUAAGCAGAAUUCAGUACCAAUAAAAUAUGUAUGUAUGCAAACAAAAAUUUAAGUAAUGUAACUAGUGGAUUUCUGUCUGUAGGAGAAACACAAAUAAACACUGAAAAACUAUUAUUAUGGGGCGUGUGCUGGUUGGGAAAUAGUGAGUGAGGCAGCAGAUCAGAUGACAGGGUUUGUAGCUCGUUAGGCUAAGGUUCAGGAAAACAGGAUUUGGUUUUAGAAUAACUUUAGAAAAAAACUUUUUGGUUUUGAUUAUCAUUUUUCUCGUUGGACUAUAUUGUACACUUGUAUGCUUCUUGUCUCUUGUUGGUCAGUGUGUACUUUUCCUCUUUUCUAUUUUUGUUCAAAUCUCUGAUUCACGAGACAGUAAGUAGGAUUUCAUUAGGCUGUACAUUAAAAACCCUACAUAUCUUAGUUUUUAACAAAUUAAAUGCAGAUUGAAAUCC